Molecule: messenger RNA, 4729 nt
Organism: Dreissena polymorpha
Lineage: Eukaryota; Metazoa; Mollusca; Bivalvia; Myida; Dreissenidae
Exons: 9
Coding region: 246-2645 (799 amino acids)
Source: RefSeq, a predicted model, not a curated record
UACAGGAUGUAUCUUGUUGACUAACGAACAUGUGUGUAUACUAUUUCCGUCCGUGUUUGAAACGAAAUUUGACAUCAUAAGGGAAAAUACUUCACUGCAAUUUUUGGGAGUGUGCAGAUACUUAUAAGAAGCAAUGUUCAAAGUGUAGAGGAUAAGGCGUCUGUAUUUUGUUUAUUCUUUGUAAUGUGUUUUUAUUUUUUUUCUUGUCAUAAGGGACCUCACUUAAAUAUUUGCUGACACUAAGGAUGCAGUCAGGAUUUGUUAUACAGUGGUGUUCGAUGUUAAGUAUGAUCUUCAUUAACUUCACGGUUGGAACAGAAGAACCUAAAUGCGAUAAAACGUGCACGUACUCAUUAAUGAAGGGCCCGUCACGUGAUGCGUCAGAGGGUAUCUUACAUAUCCAGGAUCCGAAAAAUAACACCAACUGGUUACCCGUGUGCUAUGCGAAACUCGACUAUAAUAACAAAAUUUGCCUAAAAACUAAAAUAGCUAGUUCAUCAUCUGGGUCAUACCCUUUCCCGAACGAGGUACUUCAUUUUCCCAACACAAUUAUUGCGAAUAGACUCGUCAGGCUUACUGCAAACAUGUGCAUAAACCGCUCACAAAUUGAACCGGUUUUAUAUGAGCUCUGCACGGAAACCAAACAAAGCGGUUGUUGCAACCCGCUAGCAAUCUGUUAUCAGUCGGCGCCGCAGCAUACCUCGGAUAUUCGACCAGCCGAAUGCAGUAGAAACUGGACUGGGGCUCAGUCUAAAAGUAACGACAAACACUGCCCAGAAGGUCAUGAGACGUUAAGCAUGUCCAGAAUUUGUCGUGAAAACAUCACGAGGUUUGCUGGGAGAGCAUGGAUCGCGUCUGCAUUUCAAAAGAUUUGUGGCGGGGACAAUGCGACGAUGAUCAAGAAUGUAGAAUCCGGUUUAAACCGAUGUCUUCAAGACUGGAAUACUCGGCCUGAUCCCCGUAAUAACUACGUCAUUAUUGAUCAAUAUCUUAACUGUUCGUGGAGCCCUAACAAAACGUGUACAAGUGAUCAAGUAGUAACAUUCAAACUACUUGAAUCCGAAGAGAACAAUUUUAGUAAAGAUCUAUAUUGUAUCGCAGCCAACAUGACGGAAGGUUGGAACUUCACUGUAGAAAAGUGCACUACCCUUUUACCUCCCUUUUGCGGAAAGUCCCAACUAUCGACGACAAAGCAGUUCGAUGACACUUCCCCACCCAAGCCGUCCACUGUCAGCACUGUCACAUAUAUGACGCCAUCAACAGAUAUGACGUUGACAAAAGAUAUGACGUCUCGCGCACAGACCGACAAGGAGGUGGUUGUCAUAGCAAUCACGGUACCGACCUGUGUGAUGGUAGUAGCGCUUAGUGUCAUAGGAGUCUGUUUCUGGUACACACGAAAAAAUUUCCGAUCCAGGGGUGAUUCUCCAAGGGUAAAUUCAAUUGUCAACCAAACAUACGGUGAAAACCUAUCAGAAACCUAUCAUUUAUUGGAUGAAUCAAGGCUUGAUGAAUCUCCAAAUCCACCGUUACCUAUGCGAGACGACGUGCACGAAUUAAGCGUCCUGGGUGUCUAUUCGAUGCCGCUUGAUUCCAUCGUUCCUGAUUUAAAGCGUGUGGAUAAUGAUCUGACAUACGAUGGCAACCUUACAUGUAAUCGUAAAGGCCCAUCUAUGAUCACUGGAAAGAGAAACGACCCACGCGCUUUAAUAAAUGGUCGUCAAAGAACCACACGUAAAGCUCUUUCUGAAGACAAAGGUACAAUUGGCAUUUCGAUCGUUGGUUAUAAUUGUUUGCAUGACUCAUUACCAAAACAUUACAAGGUCCGAAGUACUGUGAUUACGAACGAACUAAUACAAAAACUAAGAUCUGAAAGCGAUAUAAUUUAUCACAUCAAAAACAAACAUAACCAUGUUGACAACAGUGCGUUGGAAUCAAGUGUGGAUGUGGAAACGGAUUUCAAAAGGGUUUUCCCAACUCAUUUUGACUCUAAAUUAGAAACUAAUUUGAAUGACAAACAGGACGACUCUUCUGUCGCACUAGACGUUUGCCGACCUAAGGAAAACUUCUGUGCUACACCUCCGUUGGAGUAUUCUUAUUCUGACUGCAUCUCAACACAUAAGGCUGGAGCCGUUGGUGAUGAUUAUGUAGAUACGGAAAGCUUUGUCGAACCCGAUGACCUUGGCAUAAAUACCUUAUUUAAAGAUCACGUUUGUUUGGACUGUCUUACACAGGAGCAACUUGAUAUGCUUGGUAUACGGAUUGUGAAUGUUGAUGAUACAUACGUAACAUAUGAAAACUUGCCGAAUCGGUUUUCAGACACAAUGUCUUGCGACGUUGGAGGUGCCGAGACAUAUUCCGAAGAAGCAACAUUCGUUAUGGAUCAAAGUGGCACUAAAGCUAAGGCAAAAGACACAGUCAUAGCAAGUUUUCAUUAUCGAGACUUAAACGCAUCAAACGUAGAGAAUGAAGCGAGUAAAACAUCCAGUCAAAAGUGCACAUUUAAUAGAAACAAUUCGUAUGAUAUAUUAAAAUAUAUUAAACAAGAAGAUACCGGGAGUAAAAACCAGUAUCACACAUGCAAUGAUGUAAGGAUAUGGAGAAGAAAGAGGAGAAUAGCGCACCACGAACGUAAAAAAUCUACUUAAAUAUCAUUUUCUUGGACAUCACAUGGUUUUGUAUUUUUUUUAUUAUUUUGAAACAGAUUGGCGAAUCAUUUGAUUAAAGCUAUACCAUCAGAAAGGAUUUUUCAUUUUAAAGUAGCGUCCUACAGUAGCGUGAUAAAGGCUUUAGUUAUAGUAAAUGGCAAAUUAGCUGCUAUUGUUUGACUAUUUUAUACGAAAAAAUAUAUACACAAUUGAAAUUAUUCGUCAAUUUUUUAUUUCCUGAGGUUUAUCGGGAAAUACCAGUGCUUUAUACUUGGUUAUUCACUUUUUCGAAAAGGUUGAAACCUUACCCGCUGCUAUUUCGUGUUUGCUUUUUUUCCCGAAUGAAUACAAUCAUUGAAACAGACCGUCAAACAAAUCUUCAGGUCUUAAAAAGUGUGUUGUGCUGUAACUAUUUUGACUUAAUUGCAGUUAGUGAAUUAAAUAUCCUAGGCCAUUUCGUCCGUAUCUGAUCAAUAUCAAGUGCUUUUACAGACGAUAUUGUUCAAUUAUCAAAUUGCCAGAAUUUUUGAAGUCUUAACGCGGAUUUUAAGGAUGCGCGAAGGCGAACAUGUUCUUACCCUGAUCGCUCUUGAGUAAUUACUCGCCGAGAAACAUAAUUGUCUCUUGGAAUGAAAGUUUACUUGGAAUGAAAGUGACACAUUUUUAAAAUAAGUUGAAUACAUAGGGAUAGUUGUGCAAUUUGUCGCUGGGAUUUUAUAUAAUCGGCAGAAAUAGUAGAUACGCAAUUAAAAUGUUUAAAUACAUUCGCAAUCCAUAAAAUUUAUACUUUGAAACAUUUUGUUACAUUCUUCUUUCAAACUAUUUAAAAUAACCAUAUUCACUGAUGCGUUAUCUAGCAGAAUAUAUAUUUUCUGUUUGAUGCGUUUUAUUGCCUAGAUAUGCUAUUAAUGGCUUGAGUGAAUGUUUGUUAAUGUUUAAACACCUUGCAAAGAUAUGUGACAUGUCAUUUCACAUACUUUAAUAAUCAUACAUACUAUUGUUUAUUAAGAUGUAUGUCAUCCGUUUUUCAAGUUAUAUAUAUUCUUGAAAUCUUAAAAGUUGCUGUUUAACAUGGAAAGGAAAUGGCCACUUUACUGCUGAUAUAUAAAAUUCGAACAUAUUUUAUGAAUGUUAGCAAUAGUUAAUACAUGUACUACCGUUUAUUUCCGUUGUUUAGAUUGUUCUUGGUUACAAAUGAGCGACAAAAUACGACUCAAGUUUGAGUUACGAUAUAAUAUGAAACGACGGGCAAUUUGUUAUCACAUUACAACUAGAUGCAGACAUCAUCAUACCGAUAUUGAAUCGUAUUUUGUCGCUCAUUACGUCAUUCGAUCCACUUUCACUGUUUUCGGCUACAUGCAUAGGUAAUCUGGUUUAUAUCGUUAAACGUUAUUAAUAUUUUCUCUCUAACGGACGUUUCUUGUUUGAUGUAUUUUUAGCAGUCACAUAAACAACCAAGCUAUGUAACAUGGAUCUUUCACGCCCAUUAUUGCUGCUUCUUCCUGUAUUUGCACGAUGAUGAUCUGGAAUUUUAACUAUAUGAUGCUAUAUUCUUAAAUAUUUUUCUUUAAAGAAGGGAUGUAGUUGACACAUGUUCGUAAUUUUAUUUCAUCUCUCCUCAAAAGUUGUAACUCUGUUGCUUUGGUCGCCUUCCUACCAUUGAGUAAUUAAAUGGUAAUAAAAUUGAAUGCGUUUUAAUUCCCUUUUAUUAUUGUUUAAUGUGAGUUGCAAUGCUAUGAGGUUAGAUUUUAUUUACACUUAAUGUAUCAUGAAUAUUGCUGGGCCAAGUGGCAGGUUGAACGCUCUUAAACCGGUUUUAAUCCCCAAUGCUUUGCAUUGUCCGUUCCAAGGCGGUGACCCCGGAUUUAUUCUUCUAUGUGUGUAUGUUGUUUCGUGUUGUGCUGUUUCGUACUGUUUUGGCAAUAUGUCAUUAUUGUUGUUAUUGUUAAAUUAUCAUGUUAUUAUUGCCUUAAAUAAAGGAACUACUAAUUGUUUAUAAUGAGAAUGCAAUACUACUCCAGCAGAUGGAGUUUCACUUCUUUAUAUGGAUUAUAUGAUAUGCGAUAAAAACACUUCCAAAUCAC